CAGUUUCGAGUUUUGACUCGACAGCAUUAAAACAUAACCUCACUUUUUCAUUGUUACAAUUUUUUAUUUUUGUUUUUCUAUUUACAUUAAAUUAAUAUUUAUAAUCUUGUUGUCCGUUGGUUCUGAUUAUUAGUAAUUAUUGUUUGUAGAUAGGUUAAGAGGUCAAAGUCUGUUGUUACUAAGAGGGGAUUAAAUUUAUCAGUUUGCUUUUGGUAUUUUAAUUUAGUACAGACUUUAUUUACUUUAGCGGAAACUUUGUCCUCUUCGGAAGUGUUUCUUUAACACUUUUUAAUACUCUAGACUUACGAAAAUGAGCUCCAAACCUCUUAUGGUAAUUCAAAUAAGCAAGAGACUUUACAGUUCUGCUUCGAAGAAAGAUGUUGUUAUUAUUUCUGCCGUAAGAACCCCAAUGGGUCCCUUCCUGGGAUCUAUGGCGCCCUUAACAGCACCCAGACUGGGUGCUAUUGCUAUUGAAGCAGCUGUUGAAAGAGCUGGUAUUCCUAAAGAAGAAAUUAAAGAAGUGUUUAUGGGCAAUGUGUGCCAGGGAGGAGUAGGACAAGCUCCUGCUAGACAAGCUACAAUUUUUGCUGGUCUUCCAAAAUCUACAAUAUGUACAACCGUAAAUAAAGUAUGUUCUUCUGGCAUGAAAUCUGUUAUGUUUGCUACUCAAAGCCUGCUAUUAGGCGACCAAGAUGUAAUUCUUGCUGGAGGUAUGGAAUCAAUGUCAAAUGUACCUUAUUAUAUGAAACGAGGUCAGACACCUUAUGGAGGAGUAAAUUUAUCAGAUGGCGUAGUCUUAGAUGGACUGUGGGAUGUAUACAACAAAUUCCAUAUGGGCAACUGUGCCGAAAAUACAGCUAAAAAAUUAAAUAUUUCCAGACAGCAACAAGAUGAGUAUGCUAUCAAUAGUUACAAAAGGAGUGCUGAAGGUUAUAAAAAUAAUGUAUAUGCUUCUGAAUUGGUGGCUGUCAAUGUUCCACAGAAAAGGGGUACACCAGAUUUAGUGGUAGCAGCUGAUGAAGAGUACAAAAGGGUUAAUUUUGAUAAAUUCGGAAAACUAGCUACGGUUUUUCAAAGAGAAAAUGGCACCGUAACUGCCGGUAAUGCAUCCACCCUAAACGAUGGAGCAGCAGCUCUAAUUCUAACAACGUCCGAGAACGCUAAAAGGUUAAACGCUAAACCGUUAGCAAGAGUUGUCAGUUACCAAGACGGAGAAUGCGACCCAGUAGAUUUUCCAAUAGCUCCAGCAGUAGCGAUUCCAAAAUUACUUGAAAAAACUGGUGUAAGUAAAGACGAAGUUGCCAUGUGGGAAAUAAAUGAAGCUUUCAGCGUUGUAGUUUUGGCCAAUCAGCAAAUCUUAGGAUUGAAUCCUGAUAAGAUUAAUAUUCACGGUGGUGCAGUCAGUUUGGGACAUCCCAUAGGCAUGUCUGGAGCAAGAUUAAUAGUACACUUGGUGCAUUCUUUGAAGAGCGGCGAAAAGGGAGUAGCUGCCAUCUGCAAUGGUGGAGGUGGCGCAUCUUCUGUGAUGAUUGAAAAAUUGUAAGUUUAUUUGCUAAAUGGUUUAUAGAGUUAAGAGAAAAAUUGUAUUUUUUUAUCUUUUCGAUUUAUAUAAAUUUAGGAUAUACAGGUAGGUGAUUCAAGUUAUUCAUUAUACAUUUUAAAAGUACCAUUUUUAUUAACCUGUGUUUUACGUAAUCUGUAUUAUCAAUUUUAUUUGUUUUAAUUCUCAAUUUUUUGAGUAAUUUUAACUUGAAUCGUCUAUUACAAAAAGUGAUUUUAAUCACGAAAUUUAAUGCCAAAAUUUUAUUUUUAUUUAUACAUUUUUUUAAAUAUAUGGAAUAAAUAAAAUAAUUUUAAUUCG
This is a messenger RNA of Psylliodes chrysocephalus, 1861 nucleotides long. Lineage: Eukaryota; Metazoa; Arthropoda; Insecta; Coleoptera; Chrysomelidae. The record is from the annotation of a GenBank genome assembly.